AUGGGUCGGCUCGACCGGAGUGAUACCACGGCCUCACAGAAAACCGAUUUGAAACAACCACAUCGUUGUGUUUCGCUGUGUAGAAAGGUAGAAGAGGUAACAAAAGUUAAAAGUUGGCAACACUGGUUCAAUCGACAGAAAGGGACGCAGCUAUUCUGUACGUUGGACGGGAUCGUAGGUAUACCUACGGCGGCGCGGCGAUCGGCGCGGUGGGGCGCCGAGCCGCUGCGCCGUGACCGCGGUGCGGCUGGUGGUGGAAAAGCAGAUGUCAUUCCAGCGGAUGAAAUCCUUGAUAAAGUGGCUAAUUUAAUCCGGUCUACCUGUACGGGUUUCGAGGUUCCCUUUGGUGGUGAUAGGUAUGGUGGUGGUGAAGUUCUCUUUGAGUUGGAGAUGGGCACAAAUUCAAAACGGAUUCAUAAUAAUGCAGCAGUGCAAAUGCCUACGGAAGAUUUACUUCUACAUACAAAAGAAGCCAAAAAGAUAAAAGCUGAAGAUGGGCGCCGGGAAAGAAAUUUAGCUAUAGCCGAAUAUUUAAAAAAGAAGACUGAAAAAUUGGAGUUGGAAAUAAAACUGUUAAAGUUAGCUAAUAAAGAAAAACUUGAUCAUAUUUAG
Molecule: messenger RNA, 612 nt
Organism: Spodoptera exigua (beet armyworm)
Lineage: Eukaryota; Metazoa; Arthropoda; Insecta; Lepidoptera; Noctuidae
Source: the annotation of a GenBank genome assembly